Messenger RNA from Perognathus longimembris pacificus (Pacific pocket mouse), 1832 nucleotides. It is a transcript of the gene Tra2b, whose product is annotated as transformer 2 beta homolog. Gene Ontology annotation, molecular function: RNA binding. The transcript is spliced from 10 exons. Gene Ontology annotation, cellular component: spliceosomal complex. Lineage: Eukaryota; Metazoa; Chordata; Mammalia; Rodentia; Heteromyidae. The coding region runs from base 739 to 1305 and encodes 188 amino acids. Gene Ontology annotation, biological process: positive regulation of mRNA splicing, via spliceosome. The record is from RefSeq and is a predicted model, not a curated record.
UUCCGAGAGCGUUAGAGCCUGUGCGGAGGUGGGACUGAGCGCUUCGUCUCUGCGGCUCGGCAUCCGGUACACCGGCUCGGCCGCGGCGGAGCCUCCUUUAAAGAAGGCGCCCAAGGGUUGGCAGGUUCGGUUGCAGCCCGGCGAGCGGCGACAUCAGGCAGGAGUCAUGAGCGACAGCGGCGAGCAGAACUACGGCGAGCGGGUUAAUGAUGAAGAAGGAAAAUGCGGAAGUCGUCAUUUGACAAGUUUUAUAAAUGAGUAUUUGAAGCUCAGGAAUAAGUGAAGCUGAAAUUUGAAAAAAUAAAAGAAUGCAUGCUAAUUAUCAGACCAGAAGUCCCACUUGUAGAAUAUUGAGCAAUUUGUGUGAAGUGGGGAAGAUGAAAGAAGUCAGAAUUUGAAACGGAAGAAUGAAGAAAAGAAAUAAAAAUGAAGUUAAGAUAAGAAGUAAUCUGGAAUCAGAAAGCACUACGCUAAGAAUCCCGUUCUGCUUCCAGAAGUGGAAGUGCACACGGAUCGGGGAAAUCUGCAAGGCAUACCCCUGCAAGGUCUCGCUCCAAGGAAGAUUCCAGGCGGUCCAGAUCAAAGUCAAGGUCCAGAUCUGAAUCUAGGUCUAGAUCUAGAAGAAGCUCUCGGAGACAUUAUACAAGGUCACGGUCUCGAUCCCGCUCCCAUAGACGUUCCCGUAGCAGGUCUUAUAGCCGAGAUUAUCGCAGACGGCACAGUCACAGUCAUUCUCCUAUGUCUACUCGAAGGCGUCAUGUUGGCAAUCGGGCAAACCCUGACCCCAACUGUUGUCUUGGCGUGUUUGGUUUGAGCUUGUACACCACAGAAAGAGAUCUCAGAGAAGUAUUUUCUAAAUACGGCCCCAUUGCGGAUGUGUCCAUUGUAUAUGACCAGCAGUCUAGGCGUUCCAGAGGAUUUGCCUUUGUGUAUUUUGAAAAUGUAGAUGAUGCCAAGGAAGCUAAAGAACGUGCCAAUGGAAUGGAACUUGAUGGGCGUAGGAUAAGAGUUGAUUUCUCUAUAACAAAGAGACCACAUACCCCAACACCAGGAAUUUACAUGGGAAGACCUACCUAUGGCAGCUCACGUCGCCGUGAUUAUUAUGAUAGAGGCUAUGAUAGAGGCUAUGAUGAUCGGGAUUACUACAGCAGAUCAUAUAGGGGCGGAGGUGGUGGAGGAGGUGGAUGGAGAGCUGCACAAGACCGGGAUCAAAUUUACAGAAGAAGGUCGCCUUCUCCUUACUACAGUCGAGGAGGAUACAGGUCACGUUCCCGAUCUAGAUCCUAUUCACCACGCCGAUAUUAAAGCAUGAAGUUGGAAACUUUCUGAAACCCGCCAUAGAGCCUGGAGUAUUGUUUGUUGACAAUAUUUUUUAUUGUCUCCUCUUUAAAAAGUGAACAGUGCCUAGUGGAGUUAGGUGACUUUUACACCUUUUAUGAUGACUACUUUUGGUGGAGUUGAAAUGCUGUUUUCAUUCUGCAUUUGUGUAGUUUGGUGCUUUGUUCAAGUUCAAAGUUAAGUGUUUUCAGAAAAGUAUGUUUUGCAUGUAUUUUUUUACAGUCUAAAUUUUGACUGCUAAGAAGUUUCUAUUGUACAAAACUUCAUUUAAAAGGUUUUUCUACUGAAUCCAGGGUAUUCUGAAGAUCGAAGCCUGUGUGUAAAUGUUACCAAAUGGCAAAAAGCAACAAUAAACAGUUUGAUUUUUACUUUUCUUUCUAAUAUAUCAAUGCUGAGGAAACCCAGAAUAAGUUGUCAGUAGUAAAUUUAAAGGCAAAAUACCUGUUUUCCUCCAGUCCAUGAAACAUACCAUAUUUAAUAUACCUGCAACUGUU